Capsicum annuum is the source of this 675-nucleotide messenger RNA. Its product is annotated as protein DETOXIFICATION 3-like. Gene Ontology annotation, biological process: transmembrane transport. Lineage: Eukaryota; Viridiplantae; Streptophyta; Magnoliopsida; Solanales; Solanaceae. Gene Ontology annotation, molecular function: antiporter activity; xenobiotic transmembrane transporter activity. Bases 1 to 675 code for a protein of 224 amino acids. The transcript has 4 exons. The record is from RefSeq and is a predicted model, not a curated record. Gene Ontology annotation, cellular component: membrane.
AUGGUUCUUAGCUCUAUCGCAACACUAUGUUUUCAUGUGCCAGUUUGUUGGUUAUUUGUGUUCAAGUUGAGUUUUGGAAGUGGUGGAGCUUCAUUUGCUAUUGGUUUGUCAUAUUGGUUCAAUGUGUUGCUUCUUGGAUUGUAUGUGAAAUACUCUUCGUCAUGUGAAAAGACUAGACUUUGUUUCUAUAGAGAAGAAGUUUUUGCUAGCAUAAAGGAAUUGUUUCCUUUGGCUACUCCUUCUGCUUGCAUGGUUUGUCUUGAAUGGUGGACAUUUGAGAUAGUCAUACUUCUAGCUGGUGUCUUGCCAAAGCCCCAGCUUGAGACUUCUCCUAACUGUUGCUUCCUCUCAUUACUUCUUACCAUUUCCCUUGGUGCUGGAGCAAGUACUAGAGUAUCUAAUGAACUAGGAGCAGGGGACUAUGAGGCAGCUAAAAUGGCAAUUAGGGCAGCACUUACAAUUUCAAUGGCAGACGCAGUCAUUUCCAGUACUGCGCUGUUUCGUUGCCGUCAUGUAGUAGGAUAUGCAUUCAGUAACGAGAAGGAAGUUGUGGAUUAUCUCAAUGAUAUGACUCCUUUUCUUUGCCUUCUGAUUGUGUCUGACUGCAUCCAGGCUGUGCUUUCUGGUAAUUUGUUCUCUUUCUUCUCACCUCUAAUGUUAUGCGUCUCAUAUUAG